This is a messenger RNA of Trichomycterus rosablanca, 9346 nucleotides long. Its product is annotated as 3'-5' exoribonuclease HELZ2-like. Gene Ontology annotation, molecular function: RNA binding; RNA nuclease activity; ATP hydrolysis activity. The transcript is spliced from 20 exons. The coding region runs from base 1 to 8430 and encodes 2809 amino acids. The record is from RefSeq and is a predicted model, not a curated record. NCBI's taxonomy places the organism in Eukaryota, Metazoa, Chordata, Actinopteri, Siluriformes, Trichomycteridae.
AUGCCUCGAAAUGAAGAUUUCCACAAGUUACACAUUCUACAACAAACACUUGAUUUACAUGUUUGUUGUAGUCAGUGCUGUGAACGGAAGACUGAGAUAACACUCAGUCUAAUUGAACUUUCUCAUCAAUGCUCUAGAAACAUUCUUCUGGUCAGACAGAAAGAUAAAAACAAACAAUGGAAACUAGUGGACCCAAGGCCAGAAUUUCCAGUACCAGAAAAGUAUCUAGUUUGCUCCCACUAUACUGAGGAAAGGGGUUGUACAUUGCAUAAAAAUAAAUGUACAUAUGCAAGAAGCAAAGAAGAAGCUAAAGUGUGGAACUUUAUGAAAACGGAAGGUCGUGAGCACUCAAGCCUCAUCAAGCUCAUAACCAGUAGCUUAACAUCUCCUAAUGAGCAGGAUGACCUUGAAGAAAUUCUUUUUAGAUUUCAGGGAGCUUUUGUUGAACUCUGUGAAACCUGCUUCCGCGAGAGCCCUCAAAAAAUCUCAACAAAGGUGUCAGGCACAUGUGCAUCUAAACAUAAGUGGAGACCUGUUCUUGUCUUUCGAAGUAAAGACAAGCACAAAAGAGUGGUUUACGAUGAGAUCAGGCCCCUUCCCAAGCGUACAUUUCAACACUGGAGGUUAUGUAGGUACGUGGAUAAUGGAAAGCCAUGUGGGCAGGAGUCUCAGGGCUGCUGGUUUGCCCAUAGUGAAAUAGAGAUGGCCGUGUGGAGGUCAGAGAGUAGAAAGAGUCUAGAUCGUCCAAGUUUGGUCCAUGCUGCCCAGAUGCUGCAGACACAAGAGCAAAAUCAGCAGCACUACUGUUAUGUUUGUAAAUGUCAGUUCCUAGAAUAUGAAGACUUUAUGAAUCACUGCUUUAGCGUGGAACACAGGAAACUGAUCUUUGAUGAUUCAACAUCCAAAUGGAGAUAUCGUGACCCACCACUAACAAGCAAAGCUCUAAGGAUGUGUCGAAGAUUGGCGACUUGUGAAUAUGGCAGCAUUUGCGUCAGAGCACACAGUGAGGAGGAACUUAAGGAAUGGAAAGAUCGACGCAAAGCAGCACUAAAGAAAGAACAGGCAGCCCUAGAUCAGGGUCUUCUGUCCUACCAGGAUUGUCUACUAGAAGAAUACAGGGAGAGUGAAAACAAAGAAGUAAUUAUGAAGGAAUCUCUCCCAGGUGUAUCGGUUAGCUGUGACUCUGAUCUCAGGGUUUCCGUAAGACAGGAAAACAUAUCGCAUCAAUGGAAAUUCAAGAUAACAUCAAGGUCAGCUUUGCAUGUAGUUGCUUUGCUGAGACAUGAAAGAGGAGCGACAUUUGCUCUGGGUGAGAACUGGCAUGAAGAACGCUCAUAUUCAAGUGGUGUUUGGUUUCAGAAAUCUGAAACAUCGAACAACAUAGUUUAUGAAAUUACAGUUUCCUUCACCUGUGACCGCUCAGGAGUCUAUGAGCAAUGGCUAGUAUUGGAUUUUGACAUGAGGCCAGUUCUGCUGCAAAAACUUAAUGUCAGUGUUGGAAUGGUUGACUGUGGUCCACAAUCUGAGAGAAAUCAAGGCAACAAGAAAACUCAACAGGGUACUAAUUCAUCUAUCGGGAAGCUGGAAUCAAAAAAUACACAACAGAGUGAGCAGCUGCCAGUUAUCUGGCAUGAGGGAACUGUGGAAAUUGUCCCAUAUCAGAUGAGAUCAGACAAUGAACUUUUUAAAAAGUACAGUUACACAGAGAGAAAAGAGUUCGGCACAGUGAUGAUAGGUGCUGACCUGAUCAACCAGCAGAACUACAAAAAAAAAAUGCACAGCUUUCUCUGUCAGGAAGAAAUGGAACAAGCUCAGCUGGUUCGCAGGCUUAAUCUACGAGGGACCAUGUCUUUUAAAAAACAGCUGUUUGAUGAUUGGUCUGGCUUGAAAAUUUCAGAAGAGCUGUUUGGCAGCAUACCUGUCUCUUAUUCACUUGCUCCUGAUACACCAGAGGGCUACAUGCUAAAGAGACAUGUUCAGUCAGUCCUUGUGGACCUGAUGAGACCUGAUUGUGCACCACAGCGUGUUUAUGAGGCUGUGAUUCUUAAAGAUGUCAUUGGGGAAUCUAAACUAAAUGUAAAUCUCUCAAGAGACUGCUGUAAUGAACUACAACUUCAGAGUGAUGCAUCAGCUGAGAUGGAGGUUCAGUUCCAGUUGGACCGCAAAUGGUUCUGUGAAAUGCACAAGGCUGUUGAUAUGCUACCAGACCUUAGAAGGGUUUUGCCCGACCUAAGAGACAGGCAUGUUCAGGUUCCAGUUUCAAACAAGUCAUGUCCAAGUGAGCUGAAUGAAAAGCAGCAAGCUGCUAUGGACUUUAUCCUUGGCGCUUCUGACCGCAAAGGCAGUGUGGCACCAUUGCUGAUAUAUGGACCUUUUGGAACCGGGAAGACACUUACUCUUGCUAAGAUUGCACUGGCUCUUGUGCAGCAGCCACAAGCCAGAAUCUUGAUCUGUACACAUACUAACAGCUCUGCAGAUCUCUAUGUUAGUGACCAUUUCCAUAAUAGUGCACUAACCUCUGAUCGUCCAGUUAGACCUUUAAGAAUAAAGGCAAAGGAAAGUUCACCAAGAGCUACUGAUGAUGUCACUCUUCAAUAUUGUCAUUUAUCCAAGGAUCAUUGGUACUUUGAGUUCCCUGACAGAGAGACAUUAGAUGCUGCAAGAAUCAUUAUAACAACAACUGGAAUGGCACGAUACUUCCAUGACCUGCAACUACCAUCAAACUACUUCAGUCACAUAUUCAUCGAUGAAGCUUCUCAGAUGCUGGAGUGUGAGGCACUAAUGGCUAUUGGCUUAGCAGGGGAGAAGACUCAAGUAAUUCUAGCUGGAGAUCACAUGCAGAUGGGACCCAAGAUCUUUUCCGUGGGGGUGGACAAAAGCUCAGACCAUACUUUACUAAAUCGCCUCUUUCAUCACUAUCAAGCAGAGAACACAACAACUGCUAAAAAUAGCAGAAUAAUCUUCAAUGAAAACUACCGCUCCACUCAAGAAAUUGUGGAUUUUGUGUCCGAACAUUUUUAUGUUGGAAAGACAGAUGGGAUCAAAGCCAAAGGAAACGUACCUGCACAUCCACAUCAAAAUGCUCUGCAGUUCUAUCAUGUCAGGGGUGAAUGCUAUUUGGAUAAAAGAUCCAUGUCUUGUUGCAAUCCAGAUGAAAUUCAAAUAGUUGUUAAUCUCGUCUUGAAAUUACUUAGUGAAUGGCCUAAUGAGUGGCAACCUAAAGAUUUAGCAUCAGUGUGUGUUCUGUCCCAGGGGAGUCAGGUAAUUGAAAUAAGAAAUAAAUUAAAACAGUACAACUUGAAUGCUGUCAAUGUGGAGAAUGCAGAAAAUGUUCAAGGAAAACAGUAUAGGGUUAUCAUCAUAACUACAGUCCACACCAAGGACAGCUUGAACAUAACCGAGAGACCAUGUCUUGAAUUCUUCAAUGACGUUCGCCUGCUGAACACAGCCAUGACUAGAGCUCAGUCUCAAGUGAUAGUUGUAGGAGAUGCCACUGCUCUGUGCUGUCCUUAUUUUGGAAAAUGCUGGAGACUUUGGAAAUCUUACAUAAAUCACUGCAGUGAAACAGGAAGUGCUUUUGCCAAUGAGUUCACUUUGGACAAUUUAAAUCAAGAACUUAUGGAGAUUUCAAACAUUAUUCAAGCUAAGAGAGAUGACAGUGAUGACAACGAUAGUGAAUCAAUCAUAUCAGAAGUAUCCGAUAUUGAUGAGGACCCCAUACUAAAAGAGCUACUGGAUGAGAAAAAUGACAUACAGAUAAAAUUAACAGAAGACGGACAGUUUCCAGUUUUACAGACUGACAGUUUUGAAAACAAUGUGGUGAGAUAUAACAAGGCAAGCACACCUUCUGGACCUCAACCACUCCUAGUAAAGCAGAACCACAAGACCUGUAAACUAAUAAUGGACAGGUAUGACCACGGUUUUGCCAUGCCAAUUGAUGAGCCAAGUUUAAAGAUAGACAUCAAAGGAAAAAAAAAUGUGGGACAGUCAAUGACUGGAGAUCAGGUAAUUGUUGAGAUUUUGUCCUCUGAGACAUUCCCACCAACAGGAAAAGUAAUUGAAGUGGUUAAGCAAGAAAAUCUGCUCAGAGAGUUUGUUUGUACAAUUGACUGCAAUGAUGAUCAAGUAAUGACACCGAUAAGCAUCUGUAUCCCUAAAAUAUACACACCGUUUUGGAAGGACAAACCAAACCACAUUGCUAUAAAAAAUCCUGAGACAAAUGGAGUUGAAAAAUUCAUCAAAAUUAAUGAGGAAGCCCGCAGGAACCUCUUUGUUGUCAAAUUGCUCAGGUGGGGGAGGCAUUUCCAUCAUCCUUUGGGGAUCGCUGUAAAGGAACUCCCAAGAGUUACCACUUUAGAGAAAGGGUUAGAGGUACUCAGAUGUGAGUACAAUUUAAACAAGACUAUUCCGGAGUCUGUUCAAAGAGAGGUGGAGAAUUUGGUACAUACUCCUCCAAGUUUAAAUCACCAUGAAGAUUUCCGUAAGUUGAUGACAUUCACAAUUGACCCUUCAACUUCUGAAGACCUUGAUGAUGCCAUCAGUGUGAGAGAUUUAGGUGAGCACUAUGAAAUAGGAGUUCAUAUUGCUGAUGUUGCAAGCUUUGUGGCUAAAGGUAGUGAACUGGACAAAUUCGCCCAACAGCAAGAAACUACCUUCUAUGUUUCACAAGCUAAUCCGGCACAUAUGUUCCCAAAAGACUUGAUGGCCAACAUUUUCAGUUUACUUCCUGGAUGUGAUCGGCUUUGUAUUUCAUUAAUGACAGAAGUAGACAAAAAGACACAUCAAAUUCAAAACAGAAGGUUUUUCAAGUCUGUAAUUUGCUCCAAAAAGAAACUAUCAUAUGAAGCUGCUGAGGACAUUUUAAAAGCAUCUGGCAACAAACGGAGCUUUGACACUUUGGAGGGCUGUCUUGCCAUUGCUUGCGACUUCGCCGAGGUUCACAGAAAAGACAGAAAACAAGAAGACUGGUGUUACCAGUCGCCUGAUGAAGAUGAAGUUGUUGGAAGUAGACGAUCUCACAGACUGGUGGAGGAGUUGAUGAUCAUGUUCAACCACACUGUUGCAGAUAGGUUUCUGUUUGACAGUAACACCAGAGGCCUGGCUCCUCUCAGAUGCCAAGACAGACCAGACAGAGAUCUGCUACAGACUUUUCAAAACAAACAUUUUGCCUCGCUUUCAAUGUCGAUUCACCUGUCAUCUAAAGUGCAUGGACAGCUAAGUAUGAUGCAACAAAACCAAAAUACUGAAAAUGAGGUUUCAAGUUCUGAUUCUGGACAUUUCCCUAUAUUGACAUCAGUCUUGAAAAAUCUAGAAAUUGCAGAACAGGAGAAAGAUAUUCAUAGAAUAGUUGAUCUUAUUACAACUGAUGACCUUCAUCCACAGCUUCUUCCUGUUGCACUUGACCUUAGGAGGCUCAUUCACAAAGCGCAAGUCUUGCGCGCCAGUUCAUCUCAUCUGUCACGGAUCGGCCACUAUGAUUUACAGCUGGACUGCUACACCUGGGCGUCCUCUCCAAUCCGGCGCUAUAUAGAUGUCAUUGUACAGCGACUUCUUCUUUCUCUACUUGAUAAAACUGACGUUAAGUACACGUCACAUGACAUUGAUGUGUGCUGUGUUGAAUUUAGCCAAAAGAACAAAGAUCAAACUGUAUGUGACACGAAAUCACAUGCUUUGAGUCUAGCGUCACAGCUGUCUACACAAAAUGUCCAAAAGAUGGCUUACGUUGUUGAGGUCAACCCCACUGGAAACAUCUUCAGGAUAUCAUUUCCUCUAAACAAAAACUCCAUUCGAGAAACGGUUGGCAUAAUGUAUAAGGAUCUUCAGUUGGCAGAUCAACCAUUACAUGAUCAAACAAAUGAUUGUAUGAAACUUAAGUGGGAGCGAAGGGUAUACUCUUUUACAAAUCUCAGCAUCCACAAUGAACUCAAAAAACGACAAGCAAACUCUCUUACAACCCUUGUGCCCAGUGGGCACUGGAAAUCCUUGCUGGCAUCAAUCAGAGAAGAAAACUGGAACCUCAUGUUUGAACUGAUAAGACAAAUAAAAACGAGUAAAGAUUUGAGAACCAAAACACAAAUUUCUGUAACAGCCUCAAAAACAGAAACAUACCAUACCGAAGGGGAACAUUACACUGAGUUGUCACUGGAAUUGAAGAAGGGUGAAAUUAUUAAGGUCCAGUUAGGCACUGACACAAAUCGGGGGCUUAUGGUGCCAGCAGUUCAGUUGCUCAUUGUAAACCCAAAAUUUGAGAUCUGCAUUGAACACACAAGAAAUCCAAUAUUGUGUUUUUCAAAAUAUGCUCUGCACUCCACAAAGACAUCAUACAAUACAUACAUGGAUUAUCAGAAAAUAUGGAAACCACUGUGUGAAAUGGAGUCAGCCUCAAGUGCCGUGGCAGAAAAUGAGAGCAUUGUUCUUGAAGACGUAAAACUGGAAUGGAAACUCCUCCAUGUUAAGGAUUCCCUUCAGGGAAGUUUUCGCUUACCUCUGGAGAAGAAAAUUCAAUGGGCCAUUGAGGGAAACUUGAAAAACUGUUUCAUUUGCAUUCGGUUGAGGAUACAUCAGAAAGAUCUUGGUACAAACCUAAAAAACCCUUCUACAGAAUCUCCACAUGUGGAUCUCACCAGUUUACCUGGUCUUAUUUGGAUAGCCCAUGGAAUAGUUACAAAUGUCUCAGAUGAAGAAGAGUUCAAAAAGAAGGACUUUAUGAAGAUUCAAUUCCGUAUUAACCACAAGCCCAUGGCAGAAAUUCCACAGUGUGUCUUCUUGGAAAGUGCUAGAUUUACAUUGGAGCUGAUUCAAAAACUUCUACCAGAUGUACGCAAAGAAGCUGCCAUUGACAAUGUUAGAGAAGCUAACAGUCUUGUAAAAGCAAUUGCCACUGGUCAAAACAGACGUGACAAAGGACCUAAAAUUCAAACAUGUCAACUUGCCAGGUUUGAAAUUGGGAACCAUCAGUUUCCUGAGCUAAACAACAGUCAGUGCAGUGCUAUAAGGGAAGCAUUAAACAAUGAUUUCACGCUUAUCCAAGGACCACCAGGGACUGGAAAAACAGUGGUUGGUGUCCACAUUGUGUAUUGGUUCUUUCAAGAAAACCAAAAGCUUUCUCCUCUGGACAAAUCUGUGGAGAAAGGCCCAAAGAAGAGGUGUAUUUUGUACUGUGGUCCAUCCAAUAAAUCCGUUGAUGUGGUUGCAGGUCAACUUCUAAAAAUUGAACAUAAAUUGAAGCCUCUUAGGGUUUACAGUGAUCAAAUGGAGAUUCUGGAGUUUCCCUAUCCAGGCAGCAAUCUGAGACUCUCUCGUCAUUCUAAAAGAGUGGAAACACCAAACCAAGAUCUCAGGCACAUUACAUUGCAUCAUAAGAUUCGAAUGCCUGACAACCCCUUCUCAUCACAAAUACAAGCAGUUGACAGUAAAAUGCAAAGAUGCCAGCAGCUCUCAAAAGAAGAAAUAAAAAACUACAAGGAAUGCUUAAAAAUGGCUCGUGAAUAUGAGCUAAUGAAGCAUGACGUAAUCCUCUGCACCUGUACUGCUGCAUCGAAUCCUGUCUUGGCUGAUGUUCUCAUUCAACAGAUUAUCAUUGAUGAGUGUGCCAUGGCUACGGAGCCUGAAGCUUUCAUUCCUCUAGUCACACACAGACCUAAGCAGAUUGUUUUACUGGGUGAUCACAAGCAGUUGCAGCCUGUGGUUAAAUGUGAAUUGUUGGGGAGACUGGGAAUGCAAACAUCACUGUUUGAACGUUACAUGACAAAAGCACUAAUGCUUGAUACUCAGUACAGAAUGCAAAAAGACAUCUGUGAAUUUCCUUCUCAAGAGUUCUAUGAAGGAAGGCUGAAGACUGGAACUAGAUGCAGACCAAGUGUUUUUCGGAUUAGAUUGCAUGUACCAACAUCCAUCAUCUUUGGCCAUGUUGAAGGAAAAGAAGAAAGUCUAGUGGUCGCAACUGAAAGAGGAAACGAAAACUCAAAAGCAAACCUGCAAGAAGCCAAUGAAGUGGUGCGAAUGGCAAUGUCUCUGAUUAGGGCUAAGAUAAAAGAAAUGGACAUUGCUAUCCUAACACCAUACAACGCCCAGGUAAAAAAGAUCAAAGAUAUCCUGUCGGAACACAACAUAAAAAACAUCACAGUCAAUACAAUCAUGAAGAGUCAAGGAAGUGAAUGGCGAUACGUCAUCUUGACAACAGUUCGCUCUUGUCCUAAGGCGGCAAUUGAGAAGGAACCAACCAAAAGCUGGCUUUUAAAGAAACUGGGGUUUGUAAUCGAUCCCCACCAAGUAAAUGUGGGCAUCACCAGAGCCCAAGAAGGGCUGUGCAUUAUUGGGAAUCGGGACUUGCUUCAGUGCAAUAAACUUUGGAGAAAACUUCUGAAGCAUUAUGAAGACAAAGGUUGUGUGGUGGAUCCAGCACAGAACAUCCAGAUUGCACGUUUCUGAGCUAGCAGGACUGCUAGGAUUGUGCAGACCUGAAGCAGGUCUUGCUAAGUUGUUGCUGCAAUGAUGAAUAUAAUAUUUGUUAUCAAGGAAUGUCUAAUGAUGGGUUUGUGGGUUUGUGUAUUAUGUUACUAUAUUUUACAACCAGUCUUAGGAGAAUUUUAUUAUGAGUGCAUUUUAUUUCUGUGACUUAAAUAUAAAUUAACUAGUAAAACUUCACUGUGUAUAUAUAACCUGAAACCUGUAAAUAUUUUUACCUGGCAUUUUAAACCAUCUUUUUCUCUCUCUCUCUCUCUCACACACACACAAACCCAGGCACGCACAAUCUUAACACAUUAGUUAUAAAAUAAUUGUGAAAUGUAAAGUUCAUUAUUGUAAUUUUUUUAAUGUUUUGUUUAUUUAUAUUUCUACCUGACCAUGUGCAUAUUGGACAUCCUAUAAUAUUAAAACAGAGUAACCUCUGUGUGCUCUUGUCAGCUAUAACAACAGCCACUCUUCUGAAAAGACCUCUUAGAAGAGUCUUUGGGACUUUGUGCCCAUCCAGUCAAAAGAGCAUGUGUAUGGUUGGGCACUGUUGUUGGUCAAGAAAGCCUCAAUCGAGUUUCAGUUCAUUCCAAAUCUGUUCAGUAGGACUGAGGUCAGGGUUAUGUGCAGGCCACUGCAGUUUCUUUAAAAUAAGCUUUUCUUUAUAGACCCUGCUUUGUACAUGCUGGAACAGGAAAUGGACUUUCCUAAACUAUUGCAAAUUUGAAAGCUCAUUCACUAACUGAUCAUUUUUUAAACUAAUAAUUUUGGUAAAGAUAAUAGUUUUACUUCAUUUGCUUUAACAAAUUACAUUAAACUUGUCUUUGAAUGUAAUAUUUAUAAUAUGUAUGUGAUAAUGUAAUGGUAAAGGAGACAAUAAAAUUCUUAUUUAAAA